AUGGCGGAACAGACCAUUUACACGCAUUGUUACCUAUUUUUGGCACUUGGAACCAUCCUUCCUUGGCACAUUCCCGUUGCCGCGACGCGUUGGCCGUCGGUGUUGUGGAUGGUACCAGAGCUCUUUCCCAAGUCGUCCGCUGCCAAGUACACGGCAUGCGCGCAGUCGUCGCCACGUGUGACGCCGUAUUCCGGAUUGGGGCAGCUCUUGAGUGACAACGACGACGAGAGGCUUUCCACGCCACAUUCCCCCAACGACUCGUCUGCGGCGUCGCCAGUGUACUCGCGCAUCGUCUUGCAAAAGCACACACGAUCUACACACGCCUCCAGUACAAACCAAAGUGACACCGACGGCGCGCCGCUCUCCCAGCGGUCCUCGUCGACCACGUCGGACUACGUGAUCAAUAUCGACGGCUUGCACGCGCAGCACCCUGCUCUCCUCGAUCCGAGCGAACCCGCAACUCCCGAGUGUCUGGUCACGUGCCGCCGCAAAACAACAUUUGAAGCCCGCGUCCGUCUUUCGGCGCAUGCAAAACCCAUCUACGUCGGCCGGUAUAAAUCGGAGCAAGCCGCGCACGAUGCAUGUGGACGACUCCUCCGACAGCAGACGACGCCCCGACGAAGUGUCCCCAAGUCAAAGUAG
Molecule: messenger RNA, 642 nt
Organism: Aphanomyces invadans
Lineage: Eukaryota; Oomycota; Saprolegniomycetes; Saprolegniales; Verrucalvaceae
Exons: 1
Coding region: 1-642 (213 amino acids)
Source: RefSeq, a predicted model, not a curated record